GGCUCACGCGCCCGAUGUGUCAGUCCGUCCGCGGUCCGUCGGGGCGGGGAUAGGCAGCUAGUACUAUCGCCUUCUUCCCCACUUCUACUUCCCCCGCUUUUUAUAACCGACGUCUCCUUGGCCUGGGACGCUGCUGCUGCUGACACUGCUCCUCAUUGAUUGAUUCAUUGAUUUCCUCCACCAUUCAGCAGCGCUCACAAUCACAAGACAAGCUUACAGGCGAGGGGUAGGGAGAGGCUCACCAGGUGCUCAGCGUUCAUGGAGAACCGCAAGGAGGAGCAGCAGGGCGCGGCGGUUGGGUGGAUGACCGUGCCGGCGUUCGGGGACUGGGACGUCAAGAACGGCGCCGUGCCUGACUACUCCAUGGACUUCUCCAAGAUCCGCGAGAUGCGCAAGCAGAACAAGCGCGAGCUCUCCAGGGCCAGCCUCGGCGGCGACGAGGACCUCCUCCAGCAGCAGCAGCAGCAGCAGAGUAGCAAGGCGCAGCCGCCCAAGUCCUCCGCCGUCGUCGCCGACGACCACCACCGCCGGCCGCUGCACGACGACUCCCCUACGGGAAGGAAGAAGUUCCUGAGCUAUUUCCAUUGCUGUAUCAGAGCAUGAGGAAUUCCAAAACUUCCUGCAGUGUCACAGCACAUAACUCCUGUGCAAAUAGCUGUUAGAUUUCUUCUGUACUGUAAAGUCUGCAUAAUUUGUAAUCCUCCUCUGGUUCUGUAAUCUUGUCACUCAUGCGAGCGAUGACGAGAGCAAGGACGGAUUGCAGGGAAGAAAAGCUCAUGGUUCAUGCUGUGUUUUUUCUUCCUAGUCAAAAUCGAUGGCUCGCAACUUUUAGUGCAAUGUGAUCUGAAAAGGAUUGGAUCUGAAGGUGUGUGGCGUGUUUUGGUUGUAGGAAUUUGUCUGCGCUUGAGAUGAUAUAUUGAAUGUCCGUCCCGUUCUUCCCUUUGA
Messenger RNA from Sorghum bicolor (sorghum), 945 nucleotides. RefSeq lists its product as uncharacterized. Bases 259 to 603 code for a protein of 114 amino acids. The record is from RefSeq and is a predicted model, not a curated record. The transcript is spliced from 3 exons. NCBI's taxonomy places the organism in Eukaryota, Viridiplantae, Streptophyta, Magnoliopsida, Poales, Poaceae.